Cryptomeria japonica (Japanese cedar) is the source of this 1466-nucleotide messenger RNA. RefSeq lists its product as uncharacterized. The transcript is spliced from 4 exons. Gene Ontology annotation, cellular component: eRF1 methyltransferase complex. Bases 330 to 1160 code for a protein of 276 amino acids. NCBI's taxonomy places the organism in Eukaryota, Viridiplantae, Streptophyta, Pinopsida, Cupressales, Cupressaceae. The record is from RefSeq and is a predicted model, not a curated record. Gene Ontology annotation, molecular function: S-adenosylmethionine-dependent methyltransferase activity; nucleic acid binding; protein methyltransferase activity. Gene Ontology annotation, biological process: methylation.
ACUGAAGAUAUAUUCGUAGGAAAAGCAUCUUUCAAAUCCUGCAUUCAAAAGCCGAAUUAAGGGGUGGUUUCGCUUUCUGCCACUUGUUUAUUCGCGUACAAUACCACGUAUGUAUAUUUGAGUCGUGGAUACUCUAAAUACCUUCGAGCACCAGAGCUUCAAAAACUCAAAUUCCUUUCCUGCUAUUCAGUGAACUCUACAAAUUGUCGACAGUGUGGAGGGGAGUUGAUCAUUUCUAAGUUUCUAAGGCCCUUAUAUGUACCAUCCAGAGAAUGGUCAAUGUGCACAGAACUGAAUAGUAAAAGUCUUUUUGGGAGGUAGUGAUUGGCAUGGACCAGAAAAUAGAUAUACAAGCUCUUGUUGCUCAUCACCAUAUGUCUCAAGCUGGCAACAAUGACAUCAGAAGCCAGCAUCUGGUUUCUACAUCUACCCUACGUCGGAAGAGUGCAGAUAUUCGUCUUGUCGGACGACACUCAGAGGUCUAUGAACCAUGCGACGAUUCAUUUGCACUUGUUGAUGCCCUACUUGCAGAUCGGGUUCACCUUGAGGAAGCUCAGCCAAGCUUGUGUCUAGAACUUGGGUGUGGGAGUGGAUAUGUAAUUACAUCCUUGGCACUUAUGCUUGGGCAGGAAACUGGGAUUCAAUAUCUUGCUACAGACAUUAGUUCGGCUGCAACUGAGGUGACACACAAGACAUUAGCAGCUCAUGGUGUACAUGCAGAUGUAAUUUUGGCUGAUCUUGCAUCAGGUCUGGACAAGCGUUUAGCUGGAAUUGUCGAUGUACUUGUUGUCAAUCCCCCUUAUGUACCCACUUCAGAGGAGGAGGUUGGUGGUGACGGAGUCACUGCUGCAUGGGCUGGUGGUGAGAAUGGUCGGACUGUCAUAGACAGGAUACUGGCACUUGCAGACAUCCUCUUAUCAAGCAAAGGUUGGUUUUAUCUUGUCACGUUAACUGCCAAUAACCCUUCCGAAAUUUGUUUAAUUAUGAAACAAAAGGGGUUUGCAUCUCGAAUUAUAGUUCAGAGGUCUACAGAGGAAGAAAGCCUUCAUGUGCUUAAGUUCUGGCGUGACCCUUCUGAAAUUACAACUGACAUUGGAACAAGCCCACCUCAAUCUUUGACUCGUCGUCUUUCUCGCCUGGCAUUUUGGAAGAAUAGCUGAAGUUAUAAUUUUUAUUAACAGUAUAUUGAGAAAGUUGGUUUACAAGAAUCUCCUGCAAUCUGGGCUGGUUUUGUAAUCCGACUUCUCUUUACUGUACAGUGUGUAAUAUAGCAUCAAAAAACAAGAUCAUCUUUAAGGAAUAUUCAUUUGCAGUUGGUUAAGUUGUCAAAAGUUAGCAUGUAUCUAAUCGAACAAAACUGUAUUUUUUGUUUCCAAACACAUCAUGACAAAUUAUUGACUCAGCUUAUUAUACUAUAUUGAGAUAGAGAACUUUUCAAUAUAUACCUUUCUAGAUAUUUACACUUG